UCCAUUCUUGUGCAUUGCUUACAGGGCAUAUCUUUGUUUUGUGUACGUAUUGAGACGAGAAUUUGCCCGUUAUUUUCUUGUGAACUGCGGGAUUCUAUUGUUUCUUAUUAUAGACAGCAAUAUUGUCCAUUUUAUUCACUGGUAUAAUUUAAACUGGAAUAUGUAGAUGUUGAUUUAUGAUUUUCCAUUGUUUACAUGUUGAUUGGUCUGCAGUUAGUCUUCAGACAUACAGAUGCUCUAAAAUAUUUUGACAGACAAACCAAAUGUUAUAAUGGAGUGUGGAAAGUUGAGGAAAUUGAUUUGCAGCAACAAAGCUACUGUUGAAAAUCUAAAGCAGUUUGCUGAGAGGCUUGAAGAAAAACCCAUUAAAUCUUCAGUUGAUGAUCUUCCUAAUAUUCUACCAGCGAUUUUUAAUUAUGCUUUUCAUAAAGAUACAUCUUUUCGUCAGUCGGCUUUACCUGCAUUCAUCAAGCUGACAAACCUCCUAGACUUAAACAAGCACCUCAAAGAACAACAAUGGUGGUCUCAAUUGAAGGAGCAGAUGAUACAGAAAGUGGAUAUUCUGAUGGAAUUGAUUACAUCAGGAGAUGAGAACUGGUCAAAUUUGUGGUGUACAACUAUCACAAUGCUUGGGUCUGACUUGAAAGGUGAGCUGGUAUUGCUCAACAAGCUGUUGAAGGUGGUUGAGAAAGCGUUCAAGAUGAGCAAAGAAGACGUGAAAGACCAAGGUUUUAAGUGUUGGCGCAAACUGAUCAGUAACUUUGCUAUAAACAAACAGGAGUUGAACAACAAGCGACGAUUGACUUUGCUAGUCAUCCCACUUAAGGCCGGUAACCAUGCUACUCACAGACUCUGUGUCUCCAAAAUGGAGACCUGGAAAUACCUACUCUACAACUUGGACCAGGAAAGUGAGAUGACAGUUCAGUUGGUGAUUGUGCAUUUCCUCGAAUUCAUGUUUGGUGGAGUGGGAUCUCUAGCUCCUGCGUGCAAGAUGUUGAACACAGAAUGUGGAAAAGCGUUCUGGCAGUUGCUCAAAACACUUUUUGUGUUCCGUAGCUUGCCAGACAUAUUUAUAAAAUAUGCAAUACUCUGCAUUGAGCACAUAAUUGAGAAUGUUGAUCUAGCUUUAGACAUCUGGAAGUGCCUUUUAAACAAUAUGAAACUACUUCAGUGGCCAGAUAAUCUGGUCGCUACAUUAGUGACUGAAAUUGUAAACAGUGGAGAAAAGAAUGCAGUGUUUAAGAAGAGUGAAACAUAUGCCCAGUUGGUGCGUAACUUGUAUACAGGUAAUCAGUCCAUUCCAGUUGGAUUGUUAGUGAAAAACAUUGACAAAAUCAUAACCGUUGCGUUUGAACCCGAUGUACUCCUGAACUUCACAGAAUCUUGGUGCAACGAUCUGUUGGAGAUAGUUGACCAAACUGAUCCAAUCACACUACCUCAAGAUGUGAUGGGAAUUAUUGUACCCAAGUUGAUUGCUUUGUCCACUGGCGAGGUUUUCAGGGAUGAGAAAGUGAAGCUUCUGCGUGGUAUUUGGAUGACUGUAAUAAACAUCUACUGCAAGUGGACAUUCAGCGAAGGCCUGCGAGACAAGAACGGUAGUACACAAUCUGACUUGCACAACAUUUACCAGCUGCUGCUGUAUGGUGCCACCGAUCUUUCUUCUACCUGGAAUAAGUUCCAGAUAAAGUCUUGGAAAUCAUUAUAUAGCGAAGGUGUGAAACAUUUUUCGCUCCUGCCAGAAGCUGAUAAGUUUGUCAGUGGGCUUGUACAGCUGCUGGUCGAUGGUGUACGGAAUGGAAAACUCCCCUUUCAUGUUGCAGUUGAUGUAGUUUCCAUUUUACUGGAAUUUCACCUGUCAAAAGAUGCAUCCAGUAUUCGUCCCUUGAUGAUGGAGUUGGCAGAGAAGGGAAUGAACUUGCUACAAAUUGAUCCCAGCUCCUCAAUAUUACUUGGUACUUACAUCAAGAUUAUUGUGUCUGCUGCAAGGAGUGAAUCAGCCCUUGUCAACGAUGUCUCAGCUGUCAUUGAUAAGAUGUCUACUAACUCUAAGGAAACACUGUCUGGAGGAUCACACGAUAAAAUACGCAACAUGGUUUUCAAAGCACAACAUCAACUGCAUGGAUUGAAAUCAACCAGAAUUCAAGAGAAAUCUGAUUCACCAAAUACCUCCACAACGCCAACCUCUUCAUCGCCUACUAUGACCAGUUUCUUGCGCAGGUUAGCAAAGUCAAAAGAAUCAAAAGCCAAGUUGAGUUCCACAUCUCCUUCACAGUCAUUGGAGAAGUCUCCUUCACCAGCUGUUACUCCUACAUCUAAAAAGACUAACUCGCCCUUUGCUGAUUUAAAAUCUGAGGAUUUUGUAUUUGUACCACCCAAGAACCGGAAGACAAUUUUAACUGACCAUCAGAAGGAAAGUUUAAACUCAAGAAAGCACGAUAUACCAGCACUGUAUCAAGAUUUGUCUCAAGAUAACUCUCAGUCAGCUUUUGAAAGCAUUGUAACUUCAGUACAAGUUGUGGAAGAAGAUGUAGACAAACUACACUUUGUACAUACACCCAAGAAACAAAAUGGAUCAAUUGAACUAGGACUUAAAGUUUUGACGCCUAAAGAAGUAAAAAAUUCGACAUCAGGUAUUGAAGUUAGAGAGCCUGAAGAAAGCAAAUUGUUAAGCAAUAAAGAGAAUGAUUGUUUUAAUAACAACACUAAUUCUCCAUUUUCCUCUGUAGGCAAACAAGACAAACUGGUCAGUAAAGAUAUGAGUUCUUUUAAUACAGUUUUGCCAAAUGAUGACAGCAAGAAAUGUGAAGACAAUUCUCUUGCAGUUGUAGUGGAUGGUAACAAACCACUGCAAGAGAUGAAGAACGUGGAAAGCAAAUUAAGUGAUAACAAGAAAUCUUCCAACAUUAAAACUUGUGAAAGCACAUUAAAAGAAGUUUCUAAAAGGGAUAAAAAGGAAAAUGAAGAUUUGAAGACUAGUGUUGAGGAGAAGAGUGAGUGUAAAAAAACAAGUGAAAUUGAACCUUGUAGUAAGGCAAAUAAAACAGUCAGUGAAAGUUUGGCCACUGAAACCACUGUAAAUAGUGUAAUUGACCACAAAACACCAAAAAGGAACUUUAAAAGGAGUAAAAUAAUUUUAUCUGUUAAGAAAAGUCAAAAAAAAGAUAAUACUAAAAGUCCAAAAAUUUCUGAGGAAGAAAUUUCUUUAACACCUGACAAUAAAGAAAGAAAGUCCCCUAGAAAUAGCAAUAAUACACCAAAAGUUUCUCCUAGACGGCUCAGAAAACGGAAAUCAGGUGUUACUCCUAUACUGAGUGCCGGAGAACUUUCUAAGAAGAAAAAAUCUGUUCAAAGUCCUUUAAGUAGCAAAACUACUCCCGUUGUGAAGAUUGCAGAGUGUACUGAGAUUAAAAAGGCUUUUAAUGAAGAUAGUGAAGAUGUAAACAAUUGUAAUAGAAAUAAGUGUAUAGGUUCAACGAAUGGAAUAAAUUCAGAAAAACCAUGCAUGGUUACUUCAGAAGAAAGUUCUACUGGAACAAAAUCGGUAGUGGGUGAAGAAUGUGAAAAAACUGACAAAAUUUCAGAAAAAUUGAUUAUGAAGAAAGAUAAUAUAAAUGUAGAUAUAAAAUUUUCUCCUGUUAAAGUUGUGCUUGCACGGAUACCUUUGAAUGAUUCAAGUAGUUGCAGUAACAUCAAUAAUAGGUUAUGUGGUCCAAGCAGUGAAAAGCCGAAUAAAUCAUGCGGUGAGCCUGUAAGCGGACGUAUUAAGGAUCCUAUAAAGUUAUCAGAUCGUAAGAAUCAAGUGGACGACAGUACCGAAGGACUUAUAAAUGCUGAUACAGGUGUUGAUCAUUCAAAGAAAAAUUCUCAUUCUGUUAUAGGAAAUAAUACAGAAACAGAAGGCAGUGUCAAAGAAGUAACUACCAAUUUAAAAGAGGUACGGAAGGGGGAUGAGGAAAUAUCUGUCAAGUGUACUGUUGCAACAAAAAGUAAUACAUCAGAACAAAAAACCCAUGAAGAUAUUUGUACAAAUUCAGAAUCAAAACAAAGUGCAGAAAUAGAACAAACUCCUCCAGUGAAAAGAAGGUACUCACCUCUAAUUAUUACAAGAUCAAUGGAGACUAACAAUAAAUCAAUAGACACAAGUCACACUUCUGGUAAAAAUUACACUACUACUAAAAAUGUAAGUAGUGGUGAUACAAGUAUAAAAGUUCCUGUGGAAUGUAGUGCAGCUGUAACAACUGUAAAAUCUGAAGCUGAGAAUUCAAAUGAUUGUAAUAAAUUAUAUGAUUCUGCGAAUAAAGAUGGUAAGAGUUUAUUGGAUAAAGAAAGCAUAUCAACUCCACAAAAAAGUGUAGUAGAACUGAAAACGAAUUCAACUGCAGGUGGCAACAAUGACAUGAAGAAUUCUAGUAAAGAGUCUGAGUCAUUGUGUGUUGUAGAAAGCUCUCCAUCUCAAAACACAAGAUCAUCAGUGAAAAAAACAAAGUGCAGAUUACUCCGACAGUGAUAUUGAAGUGAUCUACGAUGCAAAAGAUAACACGAAUAAGAUUAACACUGGAAUUGUUGAAUCAGAGGAAAUAAUUGAAGAAGUGACCCCAGUAAAGGAGAUUAAUAAAUUGCCAACAUCCCUGCAGAAUAAAAACAACCUAUCAAAGAGUAAAAUCAUUGUUGAUGAACAACAGACAAUUGAAAUUGAAAAAGAUGAGAAUUCUAGUAGU
This is a messenger RNA of Homalodisca vitripennis (glassy-winged sharpshooter), 4718 nucleotides long. It is a transcript of the gene Rif1, whose product is annotated as telomere-associated protein RIF1. Bases 272 to 4507 code for a protein of 1411 amino acids. The transcript has 15 exons. Gene Ontology annotation, biological process: telomere maintenance. The record is from RefSeq and is a predicted model, not a curated record. Gene Ontology annotation, cellular component: nucleus. NCBI's taxonomy places the organism in Eukaryota, Metazoa, Arthropoda, Insecta, Hemiptera, Cicadellidae.